Molecule: messenger RNA, 1105 nt
Organism: Clupea harengus (Atlantic herring)
Lineage: Eukaryota; Metazoa; Chordata; Actinopteri; Clupeiformes; Clupeidae
Gene: map1lc3c
Product: microtubule-associated protein 1 light chain 3 gamma
Exons: 4
Coding region: 143-604 (153 amino acids)
Source: RefSeq, a predicted model, not a curated record
AUUGGUACAUGCCUACGUCACCACCGUCAUGCUAUUUAAUAUCUCGUAACAUCGCUGCAAGCUUAAGUUAGUUUAGCGAGGUGAGAGGUCGUGAGAACUGGGCAAGUAAACGGAGCGAGUAAACGGAGUGGCUAUCAACAGCAUGCCUCCUUUCGACAAGACGCAACACCCCAAACCAUUCAAACAGCGGAAAAGCUUUGCCAUCAGAAAACAUGAAGUUGCGGGGAUUCGAACCAAAUUUCCAACCAAAGUUCCGGUCAUAAUUGAAAGGUAUCAGCGAGAGCAAUAUCUACCGACCUUAGACAAGACCAAGUUUUUGGUACCCCAGGAGCUCACAAUGACUCAAUUUGUCACAAUUUUAAGAAACCGCAUGACUCUAAUGCCAAGCCAAGCGUUUUACCUGCUUCUCCACAACAAAGGCAUCGCCAGCAUGUCUUUAACCAUGGCCCAAGUCUACAAAGAGUACCGGGACGAAGAUGGUUUUCUUUAUAUGACAUACGCCUCCCAAGAAAUGUUCGGACAAUGUUUGAACUUAACCCAGGGGUCUUUCAGUGCAGGAGGUGCUGGUGAUUUCUCCGGUACCAAAAGAUUUCUUUAUAAUUAAGCUCUCGUAUAGGUUUUAUCUAAUGUAUUAUUUGUCUACACUGUAUUGUCUUUUUAAUAAUAUAAACUAAUAAAUUAAUUGUUUUCCAAAAAAUGGUGUACAUAAUUUCAAGAAGUCACCAUUUAGGCCUGCAGUAAUUGACUUGACAACCAGCGUAAUUUCUGCUGGUUGGGUCUUGUGUUCUGCCUAUAGCCACUAGGUGGAGACUUUACGCUUCUCAGGAAAGUUGAGUAGUUCUGUGCAAGGCAAAUUUGUCUAUAUUUACACGGGCUGGCUGGUAAGAAGGGAUGGAAAUUGAUGAGACUUUAUUGAUGACCAUGCCAUAAUUUUUUUCUGCUUAUCGAUUCUUGAUACGCCAGCGCAGUGGUUUUAUUGGUCUGAACACCGUGUAGAAUGUCUGCCUAACAACAUUAGAUCGAAUGCUCCUUUUCUUAAAAGCUUUGGAAAGCAAACUUGAAGGAAAUGUAAAACUGACAAAAUAAACAAUUGUUUGUUUUAAAA